AUGGCUUCGUCGCAUAUCCGCCGCUCUCUGCGGCUAGUAGAUUCUACAAGCUUCGCAAAAGCUACAUCUAGAUUGACCUCCCGGUCCACCACGCAGCACAUCCUCGCCCUUACCAGAUCAAUCACAACCACCCCUUCUCACAAAUCCAUCACCACCAACAACAACCAAGCAACCCGGACAGCCCCCAAACCCCCCAUCCCAUCUACACCAACCCUACCAGCAAAGCCAUCCACCCUCUCAUCAACCGCACCCGCAACGGACGACCGCACCGCCCGCAUCCUCGCCCCAACACCCACCCACCAAACCACCACCAACAUCUCCAAAACCGGCCUCGCAGACGCCCCGCUCUCCCCGGACUCGCCCUCCGAAGAAAAAAUUGACUGGACGCGCUCCUUCCACGGGCUCUCCGCCGCGCCGUUCCCCAAGGAGGUAGCAGAUAUCCUGCUCGCGGAGGUCGACCCGGAGGAAGUCGAGAUCAAGCCCGAUGGCAUCCUGUACCUCCCUGAGAUCAAGUACCGACGGAUUCUGAACCGGGCGUUUGGGCCAGGUGGCUGGGGGCUUGUGCCUCGGAGUGAGAGUAUUGUUACGCCGCGGACCGUGACGAGGGAGUAUGCGUUGGUUUGUAAUGGGCGGUUAGUGUCUGUCGCGCGGGGCGAGCAGGAUUACUUCACGCCUGAUGGGAUCCCGACGGCGACGGAGGGGUGUCGGUCUAAUGCGCUGGUGCGCUGCUGCAAGGAUCUGGGGAUUGCGAGCGAGCUGUGGGAUCCGCGGUGGAUUCGCAAGUUCAAGGCGCAGUAUACGCGGGAGGCGUUUGUGGAGCAUGUGGUCAACAAGAAGCGGACGAAGAUCUGGGUGCGCAAGGAUGACCAGGUGUCGUAUCCGUGGAAGGAGACCGGGACUAAGUAG
Messenger RNA from Aspergillus viridinutans, 906 nucleotides. RefSeq names its product putative mitochondrial genome maintenance protein Mgm101. Gene Ontology annotation, biological process: recombinational repair; interstrand cross-link repair. Bases 1 to 906 code for a protein of 301 amino acids. Gene Ontology annotation, cellular component: mitochondrial chromosome; mitochondrial nucleoid. Gene Ontology annotation, molecular function: single-stranded DNA binding. The record is from RefSeq and is a predicted model, not a curated record. The transcript is spliced from 2 exons. NCBI's taxonomy places the organism in Eukaryota, Fungi, Ascomycota, Eurotiomycetes, Eurotiales, Aspergillaceae.